AUGACCAAGCGCAAGUUAUCGUUCAGCGACGACGAACGAGCGCUGCCGGCGCCGGCAAUAUCCGCAGUGGAACUGCCGCUCGCGCCCUCCCAUCCUGAUGAUGGCUUCCACGACGAUAUGGUUGACGCCGCAGAGGCGCUCACCCAUCUCCACACCGUGACCCCGGUGACAACGCCGCCGCCGCAACAGUUGCCCGCUCAGCAGGUGCACCCCAUCGUGUCCCAGGUGGAGCGCCUUCUGAAGACGCCAUUGGUGCAAGGCGCCGCCAAGUACUACGAACUGAGUAAGCGCAACUACCCCCACUUCAACUACGCCGCCCGGAUGGUGGAGCGGGCGGCGCUCCCAGUGGUGCUGAAGAUCGAAGUCAACUUAAAUAGUCGCCAUCAACUGCGGCUAGAGGCAGCCCAGGUGGCGGAGUUUGAACACAAGUUGCGCCAGCGCGACGGCGACGGCAUCAAAAAGCGCCGUCUCUCCGAAGAUCUGACGGCGCUGAGUCGCCAAGGUGAACUCAAAACGGUGCUGGCGGAAACUAAGAAGCGUCUUCAGUUCUGUCUUCACAUUUUAAAGCUUGCCAAUGACAACAUCAACGACAAAGUCCAUUAUCUUCAGGAAGUUAUGGACGAGCGCGAACAGCGCCAGGAAGAGCUCGCUAAGGAACUGGUAGAAGCGAAGGAAAACAAAGAGAAAGAAGAGAAAGAGAAGGAAGCCGCCCGUCCUGAGGCCGCCGCCGAGCUGGAGAUUGUGUGCACGGUGAAGAAGAUCAUCCACCUCAUCCUGAACUUCAAGCCGCUGUCGCUUCUGACGGAGCCCCUCUCGCCGGUGCUGCUGCACCAGGCCAACCUGACGAUGGUGGUUGACAACCAGCUUAAGCUGACGAUCCGUGACAUCAUCUUACGCUUGCCGCUGCUGGUGGCGACCCAGCAGCAGCCGCAACGCCAAGACCGCAUUUUCGUGUUUGCUAAAGAGCUGCUUAACAUGAUCAGCAAGCUCACCAACGUGCUCAACGAACAACUCGAAAUGGCUGAGCACUGGAUGGCUGACGGCGACGAUGGCGGGGAUACCCCGCACGGCCCCACGCCGGGGCUGACGACCCCUGGGGGGAUGCUGGACAUCUCGCGCGUCGACUCGCAGCUGACAUUGGCGUCAGCGCUGGCGACGGGUCCGUGCAAGCGGAUUCUGAUUGACGAUUUGACCGAGUCUUAG
This is a messenger RNA of Diutina rugosa, 1203 nucleotides long. RefSeq names its product transcriptional regulator (gene OPI1). The coding region runs from base 1 to 1203 and encodes 400 amino acids. Gene Ontology annotation, biological process: regulation of transcription by RNA polymerase II; endoplasmic reticulum unfolded protein response; phospholipid biosynthetic process. The transcript has a single exon. Gene Ontology annotation, molecular function: transcription corepressor activity. NCBI's taxonomy places the organism in Eukaryota, Fungi, Ascomycota, Pichiomycetes, Serinales, Debaryomycetaceae. Gene Ontology annotation, cellular component: endoplasmic reticulum; nucleus. The record is from RefSeq and is a predicted model, not a curated record.